AUGGAUGCAAUCCCUAUCGGUCAACCACUUCCAAAUUACCGCUGUCUAAUUCAUGACGAGUUUGGUCAACAUGUGAUCGUCGGUCAGCAGGGCGAACUUCUCAUCGGAGGUGUCGGCGUAUUUGCUGGUUAUCUCGGUCGCGAUGACUUGACAUCAAAAGUAUUAGUGGAAAUUGAAGAUGAAACAUACUAUAAGACAGGUGAUUUAGUGAGAAUGGACAGAAAUGGGUUGAUCUAUUAUAAUGGUCGAAAAGAUUAUCAAGUGAAACUUCAUGGUCAACGAAUUGAAGUAGGUGAAAUCGAACAAUGUUUACUUGGCACUCAUAUUGUUGCAUGUGUCGUUAUGAAAUAUGAAGAAGAUUAUUUGAUAGCUUAUGUACAAAGCUCAGACAUUAAUGAAGAAAAUUUACGCACAUAUUGUCGUACUCAUCUUCCACCAUUUAUGAUUCCAUCGAUGUUCAUCAUACUCGAGCAGUUACCAUUGAAUGCUAAUGGGAAAGUAGAUAGGAAACGCCUACCAAUUCCUGAUUUCUCUUCAUUGAGUGUAUUGACAACAUCAAAGUAUGAUGCUCCACGUUCUGAAAUAGAACAACGUGUGCAUGAUGUUUGGUGUGAAGUUCUUCAACCUGCUAAUAAAAAAAUUUCAACUACUGCCGGUUUUUUUACUAUCGGUGGUCAUUCACUUCUUCUAAUCCAACUCUACCAUCAAUAUCAGUCGUUGUUUGGUUUUGACAGUCAGAUGCUAGGCAUUACACCAUUUCUGCAACAGACAACUAUUUCAGAACAUGCAAAAUUACUCGAGUCAAUUCAAUUUAUUGCUGGUAAAUCAAAGGAAUGGCAGACAUUACAUAUCAAUGAAGGUAAAGAGUCAUUCUCACAGACUUCAAUCUUUAAUGGAAUAAUUUAUCAUUGUACAAUUUUCAGGUGCUGCAUCGUUCGCUCAAGAGCGUAUCUUUCUGGAUGA
Rotaria sp. Silwood2 is the source of this 963-nucleotide messenger RNA. NCBI's taxonomy places the organism in Eukaryota, Metazoa, Rotifera, Eurotatoria, Philodinida, Philodinidae. The record is from the annotation of a GenBank genome assembly.